UCUCUCUCUCUCUCUCUCUCUCUCUCUGUGUAAUCAAGCUCCAUCGUCUUAUUCCCGCCCGCAAUAACCAGCCCAGGAUUCCUUAUGAUUCUGGUGAGGAAAACGGAAGGAUACCGUUGUGAUCUCCAUUUCAGUUUGAGCCCAAAGAGUUCGUAGAGGGAAGAGGGAAAGGGAAAGGGAAAGCAAAAGUGGGAGAUGGGAUGCUCCACAUCAAAGCUGGAUGAUGAAGAGGCAGUUCAGCUUUGUAAAGAUCGCAAGAGAUUCAUCAAACAGGCGGUUGAGGAGAGAAGCCGAUUUGCUUCUGGACACAUAGCCUAUAUCCAGUCCUUAAAAAGAGUUUCGGCUGCUCUUCGUGAUUAUAUCGAUGGAGAUGAGCCUCGUGAGUUCCUAUUAGAUUCAUUCAUCACCCCACCUUUCACACCUGCACAGAAAUCCAGUCCCAGUUUCAUCACGUUUUCAUCUAAGUCCUUACCAUCAACUCCAAUUCAGUCUCAGCCUAAUUCAUGCGUGAACGUAAAUUAUCUGAGAUCUGGUGGGGAGCCAGCUGUGUUGGUUGAGGAGAGACCUCAGUCACCAGAGACUGUCCGAGUUGAAACUUACUCACCAAUGCACCAUUUUGGCGUUGAUGGCUUUUUUGAGAUGCAAUCCUCACAGUUAAGUUCUUCAUUCUUUUCUUAUUCCCCGAUCAACAGACCCAAUAUUCCUCCACCUUCGCCCCAAGCAUCCCAAUGGGAUUUCUUCUGGAAUCCAUUUUCAUCAGUUGACUACUAUGGCUACCCUACACGUAGUAGUUUCGGUCAUUCAGUCAUGGAUGAUGACAUUAGAGGUCUAAGGCAUGUCCGAGAAGAAGAAGGGAUUCCGGAAUUAGAAGAGGAAACCGAACAAGAAAAAUCUGAUGACAAGGUAAAUCUGACAGAAGAAAGAGCUAAAAUUGAUCUAAACUGCACCAGAGAAGGAAUCGUUGAAGAUAUCGAUGAAGAGAAGAAUGGGGUGGAAGAAACGGAUAGCGGAACUGAAACUGAGCAUCAGAUGACAGGCUUACGAUCGCACCAUGCAAGCAUAGAAAUACCAAAAGGUCAAACCUUCGAAAAAGUUGAAACUUAUAAUCAAGAAAUGGCAGUAGGUGAUCAAGAAGCCAAGGAAGAAACACCAGGUUUUACUGUUUAUGUUAAUCGCAGGCCAACGAGCAUGGCAGAAGUGGUCAAGGAUCUUGAGUCUCAAUUCAUGAUUGUUUGCAAUUCAGCCAAUGACGUUUCAGCGUUAUUAGAAGCUAGCAGACCUCAGUAUGCAUCAACCACCAGUGAACUCACACCCACGAAAAUGUUGAACCCAGUAGCUUUAUUCCGCUCAGCUUCAUCUUGCAAGACCUCAUCAACUUUUUUAAUUAAUCCUUCAAGCUCGAGAGAUGAAGGUUAUGAAAGCGGUAGUGACUAUUUGGAGGAACCAUGCAUGUAUUCAGGUAGUCACCAGUCGACAUUGGAAAGGUUAUACGCUUGGGAGAAGAAACUCUAUGAGGAAGUCAGGUCUGGCGAAAAGGUUCGAAUUGCCUAUGAGAAAAAAUGUAUGCAACUCAGGAACCAAGAGAAAAAAGAAGAGGACCCCAUUUCAGUUGAUAAAACAAGGGCAGCCAUUAGAGAUCUGCAUACCCAGAUGAAAGUUUCAAUACACUCAGUUGAAGCUAUUUCAAAGAGGAUCGAAACUCUCAGGGAUGAAGAAUUGCAGCCUCAACUUCUUGAAUUAGUACGAGGGUUGGAAAGGAUGUGGAAGGAAAUGGCAGGGUGUCAUCAGUCACAGAAGCGGACAUCAGACGAAGCCAAGCUUUUACUAGCUGGAAUGCCUUCAAAAAUAGAUGUAAGAAAACCCUCUUCCAUGUCAAUAACUGAGCCGCACAGGUUAGCAACUUCAGCUGCCAAUCUUCAAACAGAACUCAGGAAUUGGCAAGUCUGUUUCGGGUCAUGGAUCACUUCUCAACGAUCCUAUGCGCGUGUACUAACGGGCUGGCUACUCCGGUGUGUCCAGUCCGGUCCCGACACUUCAAAAGUACCUUUUUCUCCUCGCCGUUCUAGUGGAACCCUACCAAUAUUUGGACUCUGCAUCCAAUGGUCAAAGGUUCUUGAUGCCAUCAGAGAAACGCCAGUGCUUGAUGGACUAGACUUUUUUGCAGCUGGGAUGGGCUCUAUCUAUGCUCAACAGCUAAGAGAGGAUUCUCCCCAUGCACCAGUUGGAUCAAAGAGAUAUGGAGGUGGGUCAUCCGAAGAAUUCGACGGAAAUUAUAUGAAAAUGGUGGAGGCUGGCCAGGUAGAAGAAGAGGUAAAGACUGCAGAGAAAAUGGCUGAAGUUGCAAUAAGGGUGCUUUGUGCUGGAAUGUCAGUUGCCAUGAGCUCAUUGACAGAAUUUGCAUCUAGUUCUGCUGAAGGAUACGCUGUUCUUGUUAAGCAAUGGGAGAGGACAGAAUGACUGCACAGUUCAAGUGGUGAUAAAAUGCAACAUGGUAUUCUGUUGCGUACUUUAGCAAUUAAUGGGCAUCAUUGUAAUGACAAAUAUAACAACCUGUUAACUCAGUAAGGUAGAAUAGGGUAAUUUGGAUUCCAUCUCCAAAUUAUUUCUCCAUUUAAUUGUCAGAUGAACAAGGAUAAUAGAAGUGGAAAUAGAUUAACCUGGAACCCGUGAACUAGUUGGGACUAGGAAGUUUGUAACAUGUAUAUUCUAAAAAAAUUUCAACUAUUUUCCAUCAUUUUUUUGUUCUAGGUUAUCAAUCAGAUGGUAUGAUUGAUAAACAUCAGAUGGGGACUAGGAAGUUUGUAACAUGUAUAUUCUAAAAAAUUUCAAUUAUUUUCCAUCAUUUUUUUGUUCUAGGUUAU
This is a messenger RNA of Juglans regia (Persian walnut), 2861 nucleotides long. Its product is annotated as protein ROLLING AND ERECT LEAF 2-like. The transcript has 5 exons. The record is from RefSeq and is a predicted model, not a curated record. Lineage: Eukaryota; Viridiplantae; Streptophyta; Magnoliopsida; Fagales; Juglandaceae. The coding region runs from base 196 to 2457 and encodes 753 amino acids.